UCAUGUUAUGUACAUGAUUAUUUUGCUAAGCAGAAAAUUGAAAUUAAUAGACAUUUUGUUUUUUUGCAGGUCCAGCUGGUUGGUUUAGAUGAGGAGAGCUCAGAGUUCAUUUGCAGGAACACCUUUGAUCAUCCAUAUCCUACUACAAAGCUGAUGUGGAUUCCUGACACCAAAGGAGUGUAUCCGGACCUGUUGGCAACCAGUGGUGACUACCUGCGUGUAUGGAGAGUGGGUGAAACUGAGACCCGACUGGAAUGCUUGCUGAACAAUAAUAAGAACUCUGAUUUUUGUGCUCCAUUAACGUCAUUUGAUUGGAAUGAAGUGGAUCCUUAUCUUCUAGGUACCUCUAGUAUUGACACAACCUGUACUAUUUGGGGCCUGGAGACUGGGCAGGUGUUGGGAAGAGUAAAUCUGGUAUCGGGCCAUGUCAAGACCCAGCUUAUUGCACAUGACAAAGAGGUGUAUGAUAUUGCAUUUAGCCGCGCGGGUGGCGGGAGAGACAUGUUUGCUUCAGUUGGCGCAGAUGGCUCAGUGCGGAUGUUUGACCUUCGUCAUCUGGAGCACAGCACCAUUAUCUAUGAGGAUCCACAACACCAUCCAUUGCUGCGUCUCUGUUGGAACAAACAGGAUCCCAACUAUCUUGCAACAAUGGCCAUGGAUGGUAUGGAGGUGGUGAUUCUAGACGUCAGAGUUCCCUGCACGCCUGUUGCCAGGUUAAACAACCACCGAGCAUGUGUGAAUGGCAUUGCCUGGGCACCUCACUCUUCCUGCCAUAUCUGUACAGCAGCGGAUGACCAUCAGGCCCUCAUCUGGGAUAUCCAGCAAAUGCCUCGUGCCAUUGAGGACCCUAUCUUGGCCUACACAGCAGAAGGGGAAAUCAACAAUGUACAGUGGGCAUCAACUCAACCGGACUGGAUAGCUAUCUGCUACAACAACUGUCUGGAGAUCUUGAGAGUGUAACACUAUUGGUCUGUGCCAAACUGAGGCAGGGCUGUAUAAUUUCCCCUCCCCUCUAAAGUAAGAACAAACAUGUUUCAAGUGGCCAGUAUCUUUUGUUGCUUUGCAUCUACUGUUCCAAGAAACUGUUACAGGAGUUAAUGGCAGGUGUCGGCUGUCCCUACAAGACUCAGAAGCCGAAGGGACACACCCAGCCUCUUGGACAUUCUGGGUUUUGAUUUUAAUAUUUUUCUCAAUUAAAAAGUUCUGUAUAUCUGUUUGACUGUGUUAAUGAGCAUUACAGACUUUAUAUGACUGUUUUAAGUUGUUGCAUAUGUUCAUGUGUCUGUCAGCCAGCUGAGGCAGCACUUACAUCUAUCCAACUAAUUGGAAGUGCAAAACUAGGUGGAAAGAAAAAAAUAUUAAUAUUAACCAGCACCUUUGCAGGAAUUGUUAAUCAUUCCUGUUACUGUCCCUAAACCAUUGGAAGGUUUAUAUGUUUUUAUAUAUUGGACUAAGUUUCUCUUAAGUAGAUUCUUCAUCCCACUUCUUUUUGAUAUGUCAUCCACUUCUAUAAAGCCCAAAGUGGGAUCUGCUGAUACUGGGCCAUAAGCAUCAUUGUAGGCUUCCUGGCAGUAUAACUGUGGCUGUAGCUAUUGCCUUGGAUAUGUGCCCCUGGCCAUUUGGUCAGAAUCACCUGGUGCUGUGAAUUACUGUUACUUGUUGCACAGUUCUUUCAGCUUAACUGAUGCUAGAGGCAGUUGUUACUGUGGUGGGCCUUUAGUUAGGUCAGAACUGAGUUAUUGAGUCUCUCACAGCUGUAUUACUUAACUAAAUGGUGAUAGGAUUCAUGGAGAAAAGAUGCUAGCAUAACUAGAGCUAUUUUUGAAAAUCUUUCUGGAAAACAAUGCAACUUGCAACAGAUUUUGGAUCGACACAUCCAGUCAAAUGAUUCCUCUAGAACGCUUCCAAUUGGAAUCAUCAUAAAAUGGUUUCAUACUUUCCAGUUUCCUUUUGAUUGGCUACCGUAAUCUAAGCAAAAUUCUGUAUCUAACUUCUAGCACGGAAUUUCUGUUGCAUUCAGCGCAUCUUCUUGGGAGUUCAAGAAAGUGAAGAGCUAGCCUUUGUCCCUAAAAGCAAGGAGAGAAGCGUUAGCAUCGUACUGUCAGAUCUUGUUGGAUGAAUAUGAUAGAAACAGUCACAAUAGUGGGGCUACUAUCCAAAGGCAAGUCUUGCCCCUGUAAGGAAAAGUUUCCUAAAGUAACAUACCGGGUUUGAUCUAAAAUAAAAGAAGAUGCCUAAUGUGCUUCUCAAAUGGAGACCUUGUGUUUGGCUCUAGUUAUCACUCUUAAGUACUGUCUCUUUUGUAAAAGGAGCAGGAUAGGUGUGGUGUGGAGGGAACUUUCUAUUUUCAUCCAGGUUCCCUUUCUGAAAUGGAAAGGUUAAAGGGGGGUGGUAUCAGCUUUCUGUCACCAUAAUCCUUUGAUUAAAGCUCCUGAAGGUUAGCAAAAUUCUGUGUAUCUUACCAUGUGGUAGUUUGAAUGUUGUCAUUCUCUUGAUUUGAUGAGCUAUCUUCAGUACCCUUCAGAAGAGAAGGUGACAAACUGAACACAACACUGUGGUGAGGUCUACGUACUGUAAUGGUAGACUGAGCUGAUGAGAUCAAUAUCCAGAUCAGCUGACACCAAUUGAUACCUUGAAAGACAGUCUUGAUAUUGAGUGAAAACCAAAGGCAGCAUUAUACUUAAAGAUAAUAUCAUACUGGAAACCUGAUAUUCUUAGAAAAAUGAAUUAAAAGUAGCUUUGGUUACAAACACCUUCUCUCCUGAGUCCUUGGCCAACUCUCUUGUAACCACAGCUGCUGUCUCUCUUGUUCUGAUAUAAGGACAAACAGGGAAAACUAGCCACCUGAAGUCAAUUAAACACUCAGUCUUGCCUGCUGACCAAUUAAAUUGGGAAAAGAGAUGUCUCCUCUUCCAUUUGUAAUCUUGGAUGUUUCUAAUAACAGGCAAAAAAUUAUUCUUCUGGUGACUUUAACCACGCCCCUGGAAAACUGAGUAUACAAAUGCACAAUCAAAUUUAUCUGAUCACCUCUCAUUAGUGAGAGAGAUUUACUUCUGUUAACAGUGCAGCGCCAACAUCUCUCUGGGAGAAUGAGGUGCAUUCUGUUUAGUCUCACUCAUCGUCAAUAAAAUUGAUUACAUUCAGAUUACAAAAUUGUACUGUUGUGAGCCAGAAAGAACUGUCUUGUGUUCAGAUUCCUAGCGGUUGGCAUGGUUGCCAGUUAGCUUCCAUGUGCAUCUCUGGUUUUCUAAGCAAAUUUGCUCUGGAAAUCAUUGUUGCACAGGUGUGAAACUUGGUCACUCUUCAGAGUAGAGCUGCGCCUUUAAAAUUAGAACUUAAAUAUACAAGCACAUCCAAAAAACGAAGUUGCAUUUCUCGUAGUAACAUUGACUUAUUGAGUAGGCCUCUUUUGUUGCACUUGUAACACUAUUACAUGAAAAAUUUUUGCUUGUACAAAAAUUCUUGCAAAUGCAAAUACUAGGCCCAGCGUAAACAAGCUAAUCUCAAAAGUGUAAACUUUUUGCUUCCUGACUAAUGUGCAGACUAAAUGUGUUUACAUAACAUUGCAAUAAGUUUUGCAUUUUGUUUUUGGGGAAGUAGGAUUUUGGAAGAGAUGGGGGAAGGACUGCUUUGUAUUUAAAUAGUCCCAAUUAGGCUCUGAAGUUUGUUGAUGUAAAUUAUGUGGGUAAAGGCUGAGUUUGCUGCUGCUUGGCUGCAGACAGAUUUCUGCAAGGCUCAGUUAAAAAUAUAGCUGUUCAUCUGUUUCUAGCUGAUGGUUUCAGCAGUAAAAAAUUAUAGUAACAAUAUACUUUCAUCUGAAAUCUUAAUAUUUGCAGAAUUACAAAGAAUGUAUCAAAAACGGUGGCCCUCAUGAUCUUAACCAUUUCUUGUCUAUCGUUUUCUCUAGUCUCUCAUGUUGACAGGUUCAUGUUUCAGUUAGAAACUUGAAAUUUCCUACAAACUGCUAAGAAUCGGGCCAAGCAUUGAGCUUAUGGUUUCUCUGCCCAUUACUGACGGUAUUAUGCAGAGAGGUAUAGAACAUGCGUCUUGAUUCUUCUUUGUAGAGUCUUGUACCAUGCCCAUUACUGUGGUAUCUGAAUACCUUUACAUCACUCUCUUCCUCCUGCCCAGCUGAGGAAGGGAGAUUUUCAUGGAACUGUUUUAGCUGAUGUAGUGAGAGAGAGAGCAUGAACUUUUUUGCAUUAAGGAAGGUGAAUAAACUAACAGUUGAAGGGAUUUUCCAAAAAUAUAAUCCCACCUAAACCAAGAACAGCGUUUAGACCAAUGAGAAUUGAGCAGUAAGAGCUUGUGACGACGCAUCUCAUUUUCACAGGCUGUUAUGAAUAACUGUAUGAAGUUGUAUACCUUUCACUACCAGCAGAAAUGGUACUAUUUCAUACAAUGAGGAGACCUCAGCUUGGGGACUUCUUCCAUAAGAUUUCUUGUCAAACAUUUGUGGCUUUGUCUGUAGGGAUUAGGCUCCUGAUCCAAAGUUCCUGGAACACGGUGGAAGCAUUCCUAUAGGCCUCAGUGAGUAUUGAAUUAAGGCCCUAUAUCCUUGCUGCCGUUCACCUGACCAGUUGGCUACCUUUGGCCUCUUUACUUGCCUUGGGUAAUAUCUACAAUGUCUAUACAGAAUUUUGCCUGGCGAGGGGAGAGAGGGGACUUUAGACGAGUGGUUCUCAGCCUGCAAGCUGCUUGUGGCCCAUUCAGCACAUAGCUGCAGCCCAUGUGACCGCCUCGGGGCCAUAUGGGUAGUGUGGAUGCAAACCACAUAAUGCAGAGAACUGCAUGUGUGGCCCACAAUGAUUAGUAGGUUGAGACCCACAAGUGCAAACUUUUCCUAAGUAUCUAUGAGCUUGGCACAGAAGUUGCCUAAUGGUACUGAAGUGCCAUUUCUCCUCCCACUUCACCAGUUUUGUGUAACUUCUCUGGCUGGCUAAUUCCAGCUAUUGGGCUGCAUUUUGAAAAUCCAACAGCCCUGGUCACCAAUGAUCACAGGGGCAGCUAAUGUGUUUUGGCACCCAGUCCAAAGAUGUGAUUUCCAUCUUAAUAUAAAAUGUGUGGUGAGACUCUAAACAUUAGCUGAAGGAUGGGCUUGUGAAUGAGUGUGUUAAAUCUGGAUAUCAUAGAAUUAAAUUUGUUUGUGGUAAAUUGUUGUAAGUAAACUUGCCCUGCCAUGUGCUAUUUAAUAGGCAAGAAGCUGAGAGUUUUGACAAUCUCCUGAGUAAGAAAUUCAGGUCUCAAAGUGCAAAAAGAGAAGACGUUUGCAGUGCAAGUUGUUCCUUACUUUAAUGCCCCCGGACACUUACGAGGAGCCUGUUAUGAAUCAAAAUUCAUGAACUCUUCAAAAUUUAGUUACGAUCACACACCUGCAUUGCUCUUUUGAACACCUUGGAUAAUAAAGGUCAACAACCAGAAUAGAUUCAGUGUUGAGAUGAUAAAUAUGCAGGUGCUUGAUCUGUGGCUUUGUGUUUAGAUUAAUGUUGACCCAUACAUACAUUUUGAACUUAAAGUUUAAACAAUAAGUUAAGGAAACUGAACAUGCCUGGUUAUAUGCUUGAAAAGGCACUUUAGCAGGUGUAUUUUUGUUAGGAAGGGAAUAACCUCUUCUUAUCCAGUCCUUUAAGGUUGGAGUUUGACUCUGAACCCUGUGUCUCAUUCAUAAAACAUUAAAUACAGUGUGAGAAUUUCACGAUUGCUGAAGUUCCAAACUGGUUCUGGUUGGCAGCACAUAGUGACCUCUUUCACACCACCGCCACCUGAAAGCAACACCAAAAAUGUGAGCACUUGAAAAUGCUAUUAACACUAUGAAGUGUGAGGCUUUAUAUUCAGAUAACAGUAUGGUCCAGUAGGGAUCACUCAAGCACUUGACUUUGCCUUUUGCCCAAACAAAACUUUCUUUGCUUCAUUGGGGUACUUCUGUUAUUGCCUAGUUGUGUUUGGAGGGCGAGGGGGGGGUGGGAGGGAGACUGGAAUUAGGUGCCCUUUAAAACAUACAGCAGUAAAGAGGUGGUUUGGGUAGAUAGGUGGUAUAGGAUAUAGAUGAAUUCUGCUGUCUUUGUCAGUUCUGUAAUGUCAGUAAAACUGACGUAGCUUUCUGCAACUUAAGAUGCAGAAUUCAAAGAUUUUUAACUUUGUAAAUUUUUUGGUACUGACUAGUUUAACUCUUUCAGUACAGCACAGGCAGAAAUGGAUAAAUCACAGUGUGCAGCUGGGUGUACAACAGGGCUGUUCAAUUGUUUAUAGCCCAAUCAAAGUAUUGAAAGAGUUAGUCCACUACCUCCAUACAAAAUGGUUCUGCCACUUCAAACCCAAGGGGAGCAUUAUCUGUCAGUGGACAGUCAGGAUAUCUCUGAUUUUGGUUGCCUUUCUCUAUAAGAUCAUUGGUUCAAAUCCCAGUCUAGACACUGUUUUGACUGGCUGAUCAGUGACCUGUAUGAAUUGAAAUUGUUUUCAAAUCUGAUUCCUAAUAGGUAGGAGUACAUAUGGCUCUGGAUGGGCCCCCUUGUUAAUGUCUGCAGGGAAGCCCAGGGAUUUAACAGUAGGUGGUGCUUUUCCAUGCUUGCUUCGCUACCAGAUUCCCGUAGAGAAGGUAUCUCUAGGUCAUAGGUGAGGCAAACUGGCAAAGGGAUUGAGUGGAGAAAUUUGCAUAGCCUGUGCUGUAGUCAGAGGGUCUCAGUGCCUAAGACUUUUGAUCCUGCACCUUUCACCAGCACUGAAAUAGUAACUGCCAUUUGGAGGCAGAGCAUAGAGGCAAGAGCAGUUCUAAGAGGACUGCUGGAAAGACUUUAGUCUACCCAAUAUCUCAUAUUUGCCUCCUCUGGCGCACAGAUACUGAGCAUGAAUCUAGAACUUCUUUGCUAUUGAGAAAAAUGACCUGCAUGGUUUCCUUUUCAGACAAGCAAACAAAGGACAGGGUUUGUUUUUUUUUCUAAUUCUUGUAAGAUUCUGUCGCCACAACAAACUACAGGCCCUGUAGUUCCAUCUCUUAUUUGUACCCAGUAGUCGGCAUCUCUUGGAAUUUCAGUUUUCCUAUUUGUAAAAUACACACGUUUUCCUUUAAUGCGAGAGUAUAACUGGUCAGGCACAUCGAAAGAAGGCAUAAAGAGCUUGCUAAAUAAAGGGGGAAAGACUCUAGUAGUAAAUAGAGCUGCUGUGAAGCAUGUGGUUUGGUUUGGUUUUUGACAACCUGGUGGACACAAAUUGUGGCGACUGCUAUUUAAAAGGAACUGAUUCUACUCCGGUUGCCAGCAGUGUGCAAUGUAAUGAUUAAAUCUGUUGAGCCCAAGCUUUUUUACCACUAGUAGUUAAGUAGGAGAUGUUCGCUUCUGUUGCGUGUAUUCCCUUCUGCUGUUCCCAUUUAAAGUCUCAUUGUGAUAACUUCCUGAAGGUGUGAUCUUUGUAGCAUGAUUGUACAAACAUACAUAUGAAAUCCAGAUUUCUUGUUCUCACUAAAAUGUUAAAGCAAUAGUGACUUUUUACUACUGUCCUGCAUAGCCAGGGUGUUUGCACCCUUUUUUCCUCCCUCUUUCAUAGUGCUUGAGAUUUGCAACUUUACUACUAUACUGUACUAGAGGAAUCAUAGCAUCUCGUUAUCAGGAGACCCAUACAUGUUGCCACAAGUAACUGCAGUGUCCUGGUAUUCCUUUUUUAUUAUUUUUAUGAAGAGAAAGUGUAAAAGGCUUUGUUACAAUGGAUUUUAACACCCAAACCCUGAAACCAUAUUAUUGAAACUCUGUAAAUUAAGUCAAUCUUUUAUGAAACCACUUGAAAGUGGAAUAUUGCAUCCUUUUAUGCUAUUUCCUGCUUCCUAUGUAGUUUUACUCAAUUUUUUUAACCUUUUUAAGUUUCAACCACCUGUGUAUUAGGUACAGUAUUUUCUGCCUUUCAUACUUUGUAAUAAAAAUGGAACAUUUAUAGAUUGAUU
This is a messenger RNA of Pelodiscus sinensis (Chinese soft-shelled turtle), 7930 nucleotides long. The record is from RefSeq and is a predicted model, not a curated record. Lineage: Eukaryota; Metazoa; Chordata; Testudines; Trionychidae.